AUGGAAGUAGAAUACCUUUUCGGACAAUCCCAUCACCAUACUAAGGAUCACCGUGGAUUUCCAACACACUUUUUGCGUGGCCCACCAAGGUUUCUGACAAAUCAUGAAGAGCCUUCAGCGUCCACGCGGGAGCCCAAAGCAAGCCCACGAGGGCCCCCGGGGACAUCCCCAGAGCCGCCUGAAAUGCCUCUUGGGCGUGAAGGGCUCUCCGAGAGGACAACCUGGGCCAUCGCGCCGCCGCUCCGGGUAAUCGGGGAUGGAGGAGACCCUGUCUUGUUACGUUCCGCAGCCGUGGACCGUCGCCCACCCAGCCACCCAACCUUGAGCCCCCAGAAGCCGCGGCCCCCAGGGGGCAGGGAGCGGCGGGAGGGGCCGCUCCGAGCGAGGUCGUCCCUCCCCUCCCCUCCUCUCCCGGAGUCCUGGCUCGGACAGCAGCGCCGCCGAGCCGAAGCGGUGGCUGGGGGCCAAGCCGUGCGACCCGGCCCAGGUCCUGGUGCGGGCGGCGGCGUGCACGCGCCGCAUCAACCGCGGCGGGGAGGGCGAGGCGGCAUCGCCGGAGCUGGAGCGCCUCGGCCCGCGGCCUCCCCCGCCCCCGCCGCCACCGGCCAGGAGCGCUCCCCGCGGCCCCCUUCCGGCUGCGGAGGGCAGUUCUCCCGCGGCUCCGCGCGGCCGGGCCCGGACCUCUCACGGCUGGUGCUCGCCGGGCGGUUCAGUAACAUCCACCUCGGGAGAUCUUCUCCUGCAGCCCUUUUCCAAGAACCAGUUUUUACAAAUCCUUUCAGGAAGGCUCCCCAAGUCUCAGAAAAACAAGUAGGGGAGUGGCGGAGUCGAGUGCGUGACGGGCCAGCUGACGGCACGGUGUGCUCAGAGAACUCGGGUUCUAGUCGCUCCUCGCAAGAACGAAGGAAGGGAUGGCGGCCUCCUGACGAGCGAAAAAUCCACGUCACGGGCGUUCGAGACUCCGCAGCGCCCGGGUCGGGGCCCGAACCGGCGUCGGCGGGCACAUUUAACAGCGACUGUAGCUGUUCCUUAUCCAGGUCAGGGAACUCUGCUGAUAAUCACUCUGCAAACCACUGCGUGCUUUACAGAGCGGUCUCACUCCGGCUCCGCAGAAUUUCAGCUCCUUGCCUCCACCUCCACCUCCACUCCAGGACACGCCUCCGGUGAUAUCAUGUGUCAAUCACUCGGGCUGCCCGAAAACCUGGAACAGGAUUUCCUUAACUAUCGUUUCCUCUUUCGUUUAUGUGUACCAACUUGGAAAUGUUGCCCUACAGACUCGUGUAAUAAACAUCCUCUUAAAACUUCGGGAGUGCCUCUAAAAAUUCUGGAAAUGCAGUUUGUCAUAGAGGAAUACAUUCGGAUUUAGUUAGCAAUCUUUAGUUGUCGAUCUCAAUUAAAAGGAUUGGUGGACUCUACUCUUAAGUUGAAUUAGAAAAGAAUUGUGAAGAAUAAAAGAAAAUGAAAAAAGUUGUAUGCCAAGCCAUCACUUCUGACCAACUAGAGGGAAAACGUAUAUUGACACAAAAAGAUGAUUAUAUAACAUUACAGUUCCUAUUUACAACAAAGUUCAGAAUCUGUGAAACCUAAAGUUCAAAA
Molecule: messenger RNA, 1596 nt
Organism: Gorilla gorilla gorilla (western lowland gorilla)
Lineage: Eukaryota; Metazoa; Chordata; Mammalia; Primates; Hominidae
Product: atherin-like
Exons: 4
Coding region: 1-1167 (388 amino acids)
Source: RefSeq, a predicted model, not a curated record